Trichoderma atroviride IMI 206040 is the source of this 924-nucleotide messenger RNA. The record is from RefSeq and is a predicted model, not a curated record. NCBI's taxonomy places the organism in Eukaryota, Fungi, Ascomycota, Sordariomycetes, Hypocreales, Hypocreaceae.
AUGUCCAUUUUGUCCACUAUUGUGUUCGAUGAGUGCUACACUGUAAAGUGUCAUACAUAUGGCCUAGCCACUUCGUUCGAGGCCGAAUUUGGAUCAGGGGGCCGUUUGGUCGUCUAUUGUGCAGAGUACGAUGCGCUGCCAGACAUUGGCCAUGCAUGCCUCCACAACUUCAUUGCUGCUUCGUCCGUUGCGGCAUUUAUUGGCCUGGCUAGAGCACUCAAAGGCUCAUCUGUCGAAGGCCGCGUACGCAUUCUAGGUACACCAGCUGAAGAAGCACUUGGCGGCAAGAUUGAGCCGCUUCAAGCUGGGGCCUUUGCGGAUGAUAUCGCGGCCACCCUGAUGCUUCACCCACUUGCGAGUCGUUUUUUGCCGCAGGGUGUCAUGGGAAACGCGGGUUCCCAGUUAAUCGCUAAUGCCGGUGCAGCGCCAUGGAAUGGCUUGAAUGCUCUAGACGCGGCGGUAGCCACUUAUACAAGUCAUAUUCGUCCAAACGAGCACAUCAACGCCAUUAUGGAGGGCGGUGGAAUAGCAGUCAGCAUAAUUCCUGCCAAGUCAAGAAUGGUAUUCGGGAUUCAAACCCCAACUUGGCACAGACAAAGGCGCUCGUGCAGCGAUCAUGAGUUUGUAAAUGUCAUGGCAGCAAUGGGCACCAAGUUUAUCGCUCGGAGUGAUAAGCCCUUCACAGCUUCGACAGACAUGGGCAACGUGUCAUAUCAGUUACCAGCUUCCAUGGCAGCUUCAGCAUUGCGGUGCGAGACGGCGCGACGGUGCAUCAAGAGCCGUUUACAGAAGAAGCUCCCUGCGCCGGAAGCAUUUGAUGUAGCAAUGCACUGUGCCAAAGGAUUGGCACUUUUAGGGUGGAAAGUUCUUCGUGACGAUGGUGUCGCUACAGAGGCGAUGAGAGAUUUCAACGAAAAGGAAUGA